This is a messenger RNA of Trichosurus vulpecula (common brushtail), 1791 nucleotides long. RefSeq names its product PR/SET domain 6 (gene PRDM6). Lineage: Eukaryota; Metazoa; Chordata; Mammalia; Diprotodontia; Phalangeridae. The coding region runs from base 1 to 1791 and encodes 596 amino acids. The transcript is spliced from 7 exons. The record is from RefSeq and is a predicted model, not a curated record. Gene Ontology annotation, molecular function: histone methyltransferase activity; protein binding. Gene Ontology annotation, cellular component: nucleus.
AUGCUCAAGCCCAGAGACCCCGGAGGUUCGUCCUUCCUGAAAGUGGACCCAGCCUACUUGCAGCACUGGCAGCAACUCUUCCCGCAGAGCGCCCCGCUCAAGGGCGGCGGCGGUGGCGUCUUGGGCCAGCCGCCGCCGCUGCCCCUGCCGCCUCCGGCGCCCGAGCGCGCUGAGCCCGUGGUUGACAGCUUCCGCCCGCGCCCUGCCUCCCUGUCCUCUUCGGCCUCCUCCGCCUCCUCCACUCCGGCUUCUUCGACCACCUCUACCGCAGCCUCGGCCUCUUCGUCGUGCGCCGCCGCUUCCGCGGCCACGGCCGCCUCCCUGGCCGGCCUGGCCGCCCUGCCCGUGGCCCAGCUGCCGGUAUUCGCGCCGCUCUCCAGCUCCGAGGUGCUACCCUCGGGAGCUCUGCAGGGCAAGGACUUGUGCGUCGGCUCCUGCUCGGGCUCCGGCUCUAAGUGUAGCAGCGGGGCCGCCGCCUGCGAUAGGGGAGUUCCUCGAUUUCGCUGCACAGCAGAGGAGCUGGACUAUUACCUGUACGGACAGCAGCGCAUGGAGAUCAUACCCCUCAACCAGCACACCAGCGACCCCAAUAACCGUUGCGACAUGUGCGCUGACAACCGUAAUGGUGAAUGCCCCAUGCACGGCCCCCUGCACUCCCUUCGCCGGCUGGUGGGUACCAGCAGCACGGCCGCCGCCGCGCCCCCGCCAGAGAUGCCCGAGUGGCUUCGAGACCUGCCUCGGGAAGUGUGUCUGUGCACCAGCACCGUUCCAGGCCUGGCGUAUGGUAUCUGCGCUGCACAGAGGAUCCAGCAGGGCACCUGGAUCGGACCGUUUCAGGGAGUGCUUCUCCCCCCAGAAAAAGUGCAGGCGGGAGCUGUCAGAAACACCCAGCAUCUCUGGGAGAUAUAUGACCAAGAUGGGACACUACAGCACUUUAUUGAUGGUGGGGAACCUAGUAAGUCAAGCUGGAUGAGAUAUAUUCGAUGUGCUAGGCACUGCGGGGAACAGAAUCUAACAGUAGUACAGUACAGGUCAAAUAUAUUCUACCGAGCCUGUAUCGAUAUCCCCAGGGGCACUGAGCUUCUGGUGUGGUACAAUGACAGCUACACAUCUUUCUUUGGGAUCCCUUUACAGUGCAUUGCCCAGGAUGAAAACUUGAAUGUCCCUUCAACUGUAAUGGAGGCCAUGUGCAGACAAGAUACACUGCAGUCCUUUAAUAAAAGCAGCAAGCUCUCUCCUGCCACACCACAGCGCUCUGUAGUUUUCCCACAGACUCCAUGUAGCCGGAAUUUCUCUCUCCUGGAUAAGGCUGGGCCCAUCGAAUCAGGAUUUAACCAAAUCAAUGUAAAAAACCAGCGAGUUCUUGCAAGCCCAACUUCAACCAGCCAACUCAACUCUGAGUUUAGUGACUGGCACCUUUGGAAAUGUGGGCAAUGCUUUAAGACAUUCACUCAGCGGAUCCUUUUACAGAUGCACGUAUGCACCCAGAACCCCGACAGACCCUACCAGUGUGGUCACUGCUCCCAGUCCUUCUCCCAGCCUUCUGAACUGAGGAACCAUGUGGUUACCCACUCCAGUGACAGACCUUUCAAGUGUGGCUAUUGCGGUCGUGCCUUUGCUGGGGCUACCACCCUCAACAACCAUAUCAGAACUCAUACUGGAGAAAAACCCUUCAAGUGCGAGAGGUGUGAGAGGAGCUUCACGCAGGCCACCCAGCUGAGUCGACACCAACGGAUGCCCAAUGAGUGCAAGCCAAUAACAGAGAGCCCAGAAUCAAUUGAAGUGGAUUAA